AUGGAGGCAGAAGAAACACCGCAGCAUGUGCUCAUGGAAUGCAGCAGCGUAGCAGAACAACGGGCUCAAUUUCUCCGAUCACCAUCGUCGCUGCAGGAGACGACCGACGAUUUCGACUUCCACGACACCAUCCAAUGCGAAGAGGACUUCGUAAAUUGCAUCGACAAUGAAAAAGUGUGUCCAUUUAUUGAAGACCUCAUCGCCAAGAAAGAGCCAUUGACUAAGGUUCUUCGCCUGAUCUGCCUCCAAUGCGCGACUGGGUCGGGCCUGAAGCCGAAAGUGUUGGAGUACUACAAACGAGAGUUAGUCCAGGUGUACGGACUCAAGACCUGGCUCACGCUAUGCAACUUAGAGAAGUGUGGACUGCUCAAAGUACAGACUGGGACGAGGCAGUACACUGUUCUUAGGAAGGCUUUACAUUUGACCAUGGACGAUUCAGAACUAGACCCUAAAGAGAAGAGCUACUUGUCAAGCAAAUUCACGCCUUUGACAGUGAGACUUAGCGAGCACAUCGCCAAAAACAAAGGGUGGUCUGGUAUUCAAGACGUACUUGGUUCGCUUCCCGGUGCGACAGUGGACGAACUCCAGACGCUUCAACCGCGAAUGGUGAGACGGAACUCAAUCUCAAGCGAGAACUCGUCUUUGGAAAACCCACGGGUGAUACUGGUCUUCUUCAUAGGAGGCUGCACUUAUCAAGAGAUAUCGGCCUUGAGAACCAUCAGUCAGCAAGAAGAUUCUUGCGUAGAAUUCGUCAUAUUGACCACUAAACUCAUAAACGGAACUACUUUCAUAGAAACUCUGAUGGAAGAAUAAUGUUAUUGCUUUUUGUAUCUCAGCAUAUAUGCCAUUCCUGUGUUAUUGUAUUAUUAUCGCAAUUUAGUUGUAAGUAAUGUAUUAUUGUCUCUAAUUAG
Ostrinia furnacalis (Asian corn borer) is the source of this 911-nucleotide messenger RNA. It is a transcript of the gene car, whose product is annotated as vacuolar protein sorting-associated protein 33A. Gene Ontology annotation, biological process: vesicle-mediated transport. The transcript has 5 exons. The record is from RefSeq and is a predicted model, not a curated record. Bases 1 to 813 code for a protein of 270 amino acids. Lineage: Eukaryota; Metazoa; Arthropoda; Insecta; Lepidoptera; Crambidae.